AUGACCACAUCUUCGUCGGCGGCGGCUGCGGCGGCGGCCGCGUCGUACCAGAGGGUAUUGCAGCAGCCGUGGGUGGCGACUCCGGCAGGAGCGGCGUCGGUGGCGCAUGCCGCGGGCGGCGGCAGCACCGGCAAGCUGCGGGCGACUGCGCGUCAUCACCAACACCAACACCAUCACAGCCAUCACCAAGGGGUGCCGCAUUUGCAGCAGUGCAGCUCAGCGGCGGAGCCCGGACCAGAGCACCACGCUGCUCGCCGCGCAGCCUCCACCACCGUGAACGCUCCGUGGGGCCGCGCUCCGAAGAGGGCGAGACACGCACCGGUCCUGCACCAGCAGCAACAGCAGCAGCAGCAGCUGCAACCAGUCGCUGCCUCGGCAGCUGAGGAUGUUGCUACUAGUUGGUCACAUCAACAGCUACAACAACAACAACAACAACAACAGCAGCAGCAACAGCUACAAAACCAUGUGCCACAACAACAUCACCAGAAUCAUCAUCAGGCAAUUACACAUCAACAACAGGCGUGGCUGGCUCAACACCAGCACCAACAACAACAGCAGCACCACCAACAACAACAACCCUUGCAACAACAACCAGUACCAUCAUCCCACCAACAGCCACAAGUGCCCUGCAAAGAAUGUGGAACUGCUUGCAAGCGACGCGACUCCCUGCCGUCUUCCGACACGGAGAGACGAACCCGCAAACAACGUUCACCCAAGAGGCGCAAGAGGAGGCGCCGUACGGUCUCGGAACGAGAUGGAUCAUCUCCCCCUGAUGCUCCAGAGGCCGCCCGACCCGACGAGGCCUCGGAGAACCUACACAACGAUACGAAUGACGACAACAUGACGCCGACUGUGGCUCUGUCGAUGCCUACUCUACGGGCUCGCUCAGGUGCUGCUGAACCAAUGGACUCCACCGUUGCGACUGCCGCCGAGACGUCCUCCGCCCCUACGAUCGAAGUGGAACCUACGACCAUCACAAAGACAGCGCCUUCAAUGGUGUGGAGUGAGGACGUCGAUGAGGACCCGGACCACAAACUGGGGACAGAGUUACCCCAGACGGCAGCAUGGUUACGCCGCUGA
Molecule: messenger RNA, 1080 nt
Organism: Schistocerca gregaria
Lineage: Eukaryota; Metazoa; Arthropoda; Insecta; Orthoptera; Acrididae
Product: putative mediator of RNA polymerase II transcription subunit 26
Exons: 2
Coding region: 1-1080 (359 amino acids)
Source: RefSeq, a predicted model, not a curated record